UGCGCCGAUUGGCUGCGGGGGGUUGAAUGUAAGAUGGCGCCCAGGGAGCUGUGAGGGGAAAAGACUCGGGGCCGAGGCAGCGGCGGCGAGAGGCGACGGCGGCGGCAGGGCCGGGAACGUUACAAGUCUAAGAGCUCAGGACAAGAGCAGCAGAAAUACAUGCAACAUGGUGACUGGAACCCUGAGGACCUUGCAAUAUGAAUAAUUCUCUGGAGAACACCAUUUCCUUUGAAGAGUACAUCCGUGUGAAGGCACGAACGAUCCCCCAGCACAGGAUGAAGGAGUUUCUGGACUCCCUUGCUUCCAAGGGGCCAGAAGCUCUGCAGGAGUUUCAGCAGACAGCCACCACCACAAUGAUGUAUCAGCAGGGUGGCAACUGCAUUUACACGGACAGCACAGAGGUAGCUGGGUCUUUGCUCGAACUUGCUUGUCCUGUGACAACCAGUGUCCAGCAGCAGACUCAGCCAGAGCAGCAGAUACAGGUUCAGCAACCCCAGCAAGUCCAGGUUCAGGUCCAGGUGCAGCAGUCGCCGCAGCAGGUCUCCGCCCAGCAGCUCUCUCCACAGCUCACUGUCCAUCAGGCUUCGGAGCAGCCCAUACAGGUCCAAGUGCAGAUCCAAGGCCAGGCUCAGCAGCAGGCGUCCCAGACAAUACAGAGCCAGUCUCUUCAGAGCCCCAGCCCAUCUCAGCUGCAGGCAGCUCAAAUCCAAGUGCAGCACGUGCAGACUGCCCAGCAGAUCCAGGCGGCGGAGAUACAGGAGGAACACAUACAACACCAGCAAAUCCAGGCCCAGCUUGUGGCAGGACAGGCCAUUAGUGGUGGCCAGCAGAUACAGAUCCAGACAGUUGGGGCACUGUCACCUCCACCUUCCCAACAAGGCUCCCCACGAGAGGGGGAGCGGCGGAUCAGCACUGCUAGUGUCCUUCAACCAGUAAAGAAACGUAAAGUGGAUAUGCCUAUUACUGUGUCAUAUGCUAUUUCAGGGCAGCCAGUUGCCACAGUGCUGGCCAUUCCUCAGGGCCAGCAGCAAAGUUACGUCUCUUUAAGGCCAGACUUGUUAACAGUGGACAGUGCCCACCUCUACAGUGCCACUGGGACCAUUACUAGCCCCACUGGAGAGACUUGGACCAUCCCCGUUUACUCCGCUCAGCCACGUGGUGACCUUCAGCAGCAAAACAUAACUCACAUUGCCAUCCCUCAGGAGGCCUACAAUGCCGUCCACGUCAGCGGCUCGCCAACGACACUGGCCACUGUGAAGCUGGAAGAUGACAAGGAUAAGAUGGUGGGAAGUACUUCAGUAGUGAAGAACUCUCAUGAGGAAGUGGUGCAGACUCUUGCUAACUCGCUCUUUCCAGCGCAGUUUAUGAAUGGCAACAUCCACAUUCCAGUGGCAGUGCAGGCUGUGGCAGGGACAUACCAGAACACUGCACAGACAGUGCACAUAUGGGACCCGCAGCAGCAACAGCAGCAGCCCACACCCCAGGAGCAAGGAGGGCAGCAGCAGCAGCUACAAGUCACUUGCUCAGCUCAAACUGUUCAGGUUGCUGAAGUUGAACCACAGCCACAGACUUCACCUGAACUGCUACUUCCAAACUCUCUGAAGCCAGAAGAAGGGCUUGAAGUGUGGAAAAGCUGGGCACAGACCAAGAAUGCAGAGCUGGAAAAAGAAGCCCAAAAUAGGCUAGCACCUAUUGGAAGGCGUCAGCUGCUGAGGUUCCAGGAAGAUCUCAUCUCUUCAGCUGUGGCUGAGCUGAAUUAUGGUCUGUGCUUAAUGACACGAGAAGCUCGAAAUGGUGAUGGUGAACCCUAUGAUCCAGAUGUGCUCUACUAUAUCUUCCUGUGUAUUCAGAAGUAUCUCUUUGAAAAUGGCCGAGUAGAUGACAUCUUCUCAGACCUCUACUAUAUUCGGUUCACUGAAUGGCUGCAUGAAGUUCUCAAGGACGUACAGCCCCGUGUUUCCCCUCUUGGUUAUGUCCUCUCCAGUCACGUAACAGAAGAGAUGCUGUGGGAGUGUAAGCAGCUAGGAGCUCACUCCCCUUCCACCUUGCUCACUACACUGAUGUUUUUUAACACAAAAUACUUCCUGUUGAAAACAGUAGACCAGCACAUGAAGCUGGCCUUCUCCAAGGUGUUGAGGCAGACCAAGAAGAACCCUUCUAAUCCCAAGGAUAAGAGCACGAGUAUCCGCUAUCUGAAGGCUUUUGGCGGGCACCAGACAGGACAGAAAGUUACAGAUGACAUGUAUGCAGAGCAGACUGAGAAUCCAGAGAACCCCCUGAGGUGUCCGAUAAAGCUGUAUGACUUCUACCUCUUCAAAUGCCCCCAGAGUGUGAAAGGCCGGAAUGACACGUUUUACUUGACCCCGGAGCCAGUGGUGGCCCCCAACAGCCCUAUCUGGUAUUCCAUCCAGCCGAUCAGCAGAGAGCAGAUGGAGCAGAUGCUCACCCGGAUCCUGGUGAUACGAGAGAUUCAGGAAGCUCUUGCCGUGGCUAAUGCCAGCACCAUGCACUAAGGCAUCCUUCUUGGCUCAGAAGGGGUGGGGCGGGGUGACGGGGGAGGGACAAGCAAAGAUAAAUUGUACAGACUUUUACACUAAAGGAGAUGCCUAAGUUUUUGGUUUUUUAUUGGUGUAGUUAUGAAGCCCUUUUAGGCUUCUUCUCUUUAAAAGAAUCUAAAGGAAAACCUACCCAUUGUGUAUCCUACCCAACACACCAAACUGUUGGAACCAUUGGAGGCUGCAUACCCCCUGCGAGCUGGGAGCUGUGGAAAGCUGCUGGUUGACUCUGGUGUUUUUUUAUGACGUAGAAAACAUGAACCUACAGGAUUGGCCUGGAUUGCUGGGGCCUCUGUCUCCUUGGAGCACGUGCAGCCUCGAGGGCACAGAAUGAUGGAUGGACCUGCUCAGCCAGUGGAGGAGAGGCAGGCAUCUUCUUUUCUUGUGCUUGGACGUUAAAUUGCUGUUAUCUUGGAAGGAAGAGGAGAGAGUGAACUGCAGUUGUGAUUUAUACAAAAACAACCCAAACCAACGAUUUCUAUUCAGACCUUUAAGUGACAUUUUUAGAUGUUAAAAGUACAAACUUUACCACACUCUUCUUUUUUGGCCUAACAUUGAGGCCUUAAACCUUGAGGCUCCUGUGCCUGAUGGAUUCUUGUAACAUACACUUGUGUAUCAUAUAAAGAUACCACCCUGUUUCUCUUAUGUAUUCUUACUCUAGUUGUUUAUUAAGAAUGACGAGCACGUCUUUUCAACAUGCCAUUGAACAAUGUGUCUUUAUUUGGGGAAGAGUGAGCUGUGAGGGUGGGGGGGUCAUUAUACAAAGAUCAGUAUGCAAACUGGUUGUUCUCAUCCCUGUGUGUACUUUCCAGCUCGAGUCUGCUGGACUUCUUUCACCCCUACAAACUAGGAAGGUAGAAGGAGAUUAACCUGAAUGUCUGCUUGCUGAUGGAAGCUCAGUGUCAGGCUAGGAACAUGGCAUCUGAGAGACACGAUGAGACUGUCCUGAUGUUCUGUGGCCAGCCUGUGAGCUUCACCCCUAGCCAAACUCCCUUCUUCCUAUCUUCACAAAUGCAUCACACCAACGGCAUGAUGGAGGAGCGUUGGAGGGAAAAGGCCUUCCAGGAGCAGCACCUGGCUUACUCCUGCUAUUUAACAGCCUUUUCACAAUUUUUAACACAGCUGCAUAGCUUCUGGCAUUAUUCAUGGUCAUAAACCCCAGCCCUGUAGCCUUGCCUUGCUGCAUCUUAAAUGGUUGCUGUAUUUUAUCUCAUUAACAAAUAGUCUGCUCUUUUGAAGCCAAUGGGUAGCCAACUGUGCUUGAAAGGGGAGAUCACUCUAGCCAGGCUUGUUACUUGUGCCACCAGCUUCUUGGACGAGGAGAGAUGACUCUGCUUCUUGAUCUUGUCUUCCCCGCUUCUCCAUCUUGUGUCCCUUCCCUGUUGCAAAAUAUAUAGAGAUCUAUUUAAAGAUAUAUUACAGAACUUAAACUUGUGUACAGGCAAGCAAUUUUCCUGAAGCUUCUGUGACCAGCACCUGUCUGUACUGGGAAGGAAGAUCUGCCCUGUCGGUUGUAAAUGAUGAGAGUAGCUGCAAUGUUCCCUGUCUUUGUGCCCUUGAGCAGGAUUGAGGUGUGUGGGCUUAGAGACUUCAGGCGCUUCAGGUGCUUCAUGUUGAUGUUGGUGUUGAUGAGAAAGCAGAUGUGCUUCAGCUGGUUGUUGGUAUGAGCAGUUUGUUCCCUCUAUAGGAUUCUGCCCAAAUAAGUGCAGAGAGAUGAAGUAGCAAUGCACUGUUGUUUGCUAAUACCUAUACUCUAAAAUAGACCCUUAGCUGUGAGUGUCUGCCCUCAGAGUCAUGCCAGGGGAAAACAGCCCUGGGCUGGUGCCCCAGUCCCAGUGGGUAAGUUGGGAGGGUGGUGCCUAGGUGGUGUGUGGGGCUGGCUCUCAGGAUGGCUAGUACUGCUUCAGCUCUCAGCAGCCUGGCAUCCCUUUACCCUACCUUAGUGACUGGAAUGUGCAUCCCUGGCUCUAAUUUAAGUGUUAAAGGAGGUGGUUAGGGGCGAGCUCCCACUUUUUGAAGCAGCUGGGUGUGCUUGUUGCUCAGGAUGCCCAUCAGGCCUGCACAGGGUGGAUUUCCCGUUCUUCUGGGCAGUUUCUCUUCCAAGCAGAGUUGCAAAGAAGUGAGGGACACAGCAGCCUGUGCCCGAGGCCCAGCGUGUGCUCUGCAGUGCUGCAUGGGAAGGCAGCUCCCACACCUGGGUGUGAGCCACCUGCUCUGCCUGUCUCCAUCAGCAGCACAAGUCAUCUGCCAGUGCCUGUCUGCAAAGUUGCUUCAUUGGGUGGCUUUGGGAGCCGCCUCUCGCUCUGAACAUUGCCAGAAGCUUGACAGAUGCUUGUUAGGGUUGUUCGGGGUGAGGGGUGAACAGACCCUUCAGCUGAGUUUUUUGGGGAAAGAGAAUUUUGUGUUACCUUAGAAUUCUAGGUUGUGCCGUUCCCUCCCCUCCCAUUAACUGCAGGAUGAUCUGAGAUCUUUGUAGGGGAGCUGAGUUCUUGAUCUUGGAGGACACCACGUAAGAGCAGGAAAACUUGGCACAGAGUGAGCCUGGAGAUCUGAUGAUUGGAUUUGUCCUGAUGGACUGAAGUGUUUCCAUUGUGUUCUUGUCGUUGGGAUGUACAGAGGAGAGGGAUUUGCUGACGUGGAAGAGGACUGCUGUACUGUUCUGUGCUCUCUCCUCACAAUGUGUGCUGUGUUAACUCCCUUCCCUGCUUUUAGAGACAAUCGAUAUACUGUGACUUAAGGAUUAUUGUCCUGGACCUGGCUUCUAAUCUGGCUCUCUGGAGCUAGUUUAAAAGGUACAGUAUUUCUAGAAUAUAAAUGUGAUGUUCUUUGAUAGUGAAGAACAUGAUCUGUUCCCUUUUUAGGGGCUCCUAGGAAGACGUGCACAGAGUAGCACAGAAGAGUGCUGAGGCUUGGGGUUGCUGUCCAAGUUCUGGGAAACGUUCCCAGUCAAACAUGUACAAUAGCUUUUUAACACUUUCCUAUAACCAGCUCAACUGCUGCUUAAAGGGCAUUCCCCUGGCUCCUGGAGUGCCAAACUGCUAGCUCUUGUAUGCCUGGUGGUGUUAAGGGAGAGCUCUCCCUGCCCUUGGCCUUGUGUGAGACAGGCCCAAGAUGUGUCCAUCUCUGUGUAAACACAGCUGAGAAGUCAAGCUCAAGCUGGAGACCCUGUGUUGUGUGUUUUGAGCUGUGCCCAUCUUGUCUCUGUAGUGUGAAAGGAACCCUAGAAAGCAGAGUAUGACUGACUUGUAAAACACCUCCCAUUCCGCCAUGAGACUCGUGUGCUGUCCUGCCAGACACCGCCAGCGUUGCUCUCCUAAGGAAGCUCAUAGCCUCUCACAUGCUUGUCCAUGGCACUGUUGAUUUUUCUGUUCUUUCAAGAUUGGAGCAUUUUCUCUCAGUGGUAAUGGCUGAAGCAGCAGAGAGCAGAUUAGAGAGUGGUUCUUCACUCCUGUCUAGAGUGGUGAGCAAAGGGAACAGCCUAAGGAACUUUGUAGGGCUCUCAUCGGUUGGCUGCAUCACCCUCUUGGACUUUUGGUGGGAAACAAGGUCUGAAGUAGUUCCUGAACUGUUCUGCCCGAUCCCUAAACAAGAACCUUCUGCACUGUUGCUCCCAGGGCAGAAAGCCAGAGUCUUGUUCUCGCCUGCAUCAGGGCUGCUCUCUGCCUUGGUGUGUAGAAGGGAUUAGGCCAUCUGCCAGCCUCCUACGCUGUGGUUAGAACAGACCCAGAAGUGGUAGAAAAGAGCCCUCUGAGCUUACGUAGGGCAGAGGACUUGCCAAUACCGCAGCUGCUUAUCCUCUGGCUGGUCUGAGGGCUGCUGGGCACUGAUGGGCUGCCCAGUCCAACCAAUCAACCUUCUCAUCAAAGUUUAAUAGUGACUUACUUGCAGUCAGCAUUUGGACUCUUAAGUCAUUGUUACAGUGGGAUAUAAUCUGUCUUCCACCCUAGACAGGGCUGUUCUCCCCAACCUUCUUGCUGGAGCUGCUUCUCUCAAAUACUCCAAGGAACCUACCUUAUCCUGAUGUUUCAGCUUGUUCUGUUUCACUGGUGCCAAUGCAUAGGAAAGAGCCCUUCUCAACUCGAGCACCUUCUUACCUUAAGGAGCAUCUCAAAUCUUCCAUGAGUCUCAUUGCCCAAACUGUCUGAUGUGAUGGCCGUGCCCCUGGCAUGUUGGUUCCCUCCGUUGCGUGGCUGAAGCUCAGCUCUGCAGGCCCUUCCCUCCUAUAACCUUGUGCACAGCAGCCAUGUUUACCUGCUUCUCUGUUCUCAUUUGAGCUCAUCAGAAGGGGGAGGCAGAUGGAACCCACUUACAGCAGCAAUAAACCAAGUCUAGAGAGGGAACUGCAGGAGAGGAGGUGGAGGGAUGUGUGGGGAAGGCAGGGUCCCAUUGCAGCCCAGAGCCUCGCUUGAUAAUGAGUGUGCAGCCUAUAUGCAAAAUCCGUCUUGUCUGUCCCUCCUGUGUUGACCUUGGUCUAAACAGCACAUGUGAUUGGCAUCCUGCAAAGUGACCUUCAGAACUCUCCAGUAGCUUUGCCCCGUGAGUAACUCACACUACAAAUCAUUUUAAAGAGAUGCACUCAACUAUUUUUUUAAUUUAAUUUUACUCUUAUAUUCUCUGCUCUUUGUAAUCUGCUUGGAAAUAAAAUGUUUUUCCCUGCA
Molecule: messenger RNA, 7213 nt
Organism: Colius striatus (speckled mousebird)
Lineage: Eukaryota; Metazoa; Chordata; Aves; Coliiformes; Coliidae
Gene: QRICH1
Product: glutamine rich 1
Exons: 11
Coding region: 198-2513 (771 amino acids)
Source: RefSeq, a predicted model, not a curated record